UCAAAGUAUAAUUUAUUCACAAUUAUUAUAACAAUUAUAUAAAACAUAAUGGACCAAGCUGAUGAUGAUAACUGUCCACGCCAUACGUGUAUGUUUAUGACAUUACUUCCAUUCUUUUUGGAUUUGCCCAUAGAACAGACUGAAGUUUCUGUACCCCCAUCUCGCUUAUUAAUUGAACUGCAAAUGCCCUUACAAGAUCGAAUAGAUCAACUUUGCAAGCCUACGAGGAAACGAAGAGUCCGUACUGAUGUCAAUACUUUUGCUAAAACGCCAGAUAUACUGGUGUUCCAGAAUUUUGAUCAAUUUAAACAAUAUAAAACCACUAUUACCUUUUUAAAUAUAAAAUCGACUUCGAGGAAUUUGAAGAUUUCUGGCAUAAAUUCUCCUUAUUUUGAUGUGAUUCAACCAGGUGUAGAAUGUGAUUAUAUAAAAGUGGCCCCUGGUGUGAACUUUGUUAUCACUGUUAUAUUUAAACCAACGGAUAUAAGAGAUUAUUUCACUGAGCUGGUUUGUACCACAAACGAAGAAACCUUUAUUUUUCCUGUUUAUGCUAUUGGUAAUCGUCCCUUGUUGCAUUUGCCAGAUGAGAUACAUAUGAGUCCUACUGCUCUGAGAGUAACUUCAGAGAAAACUAUAUUACUACAUAAUUAUGGUAAACUGAAAGCUUUUUAUGUGACCUCAAUUAGUGAACCGUUUAGAGUUGUUCCAGCUAAAGGUUGUUUAGAACCAAAUGCAGUUAUAGAAUUAGACAUCCAAUGUACUCCCAAGACCAAUACAAAUUGUAUAAGAAAUGACCUAAUUAUACAUUGCGGUGAUCUAGAGGUAAAAGUUCCUGUAACUUGUAUGCUGCAACCUGCUGAUGUCUACUUCUUACAAAAAUCAGUAGAAUUUUCAGAAAUUUUCGUGGGAUUACAAUAUAAUAAAACGAUAACUCUCUGUAACAAAAGUCCCUUUACAUUACAAUUUCAGUGGAAAAAAUAUGCAACAGAUGUGCAAGAAUUAGAACAAAGACAACGGUUUGUGGGCUAUGUGAGGCACAUCGUCGAUAUGGAAAAGGUAAAAUCUACUAAAUUAGAAUAUAUGGACGCUAUUGACCAUGAAGGUCAUUGGAAUAUAUGUACAAGUGUUGAGAAUAACUUAGAAGUGGAGGAAGAAAUUGAAUUUUUCUACAAAAGCGAAGUAUUUAGUAUACUUCCUAUGACGGGAAAAUUAUUUCCCCAUCAAUCUAUGGACUUUAUGGUGAUAUUUUUUCCCACAGCCAAUGAAGUAUACCUGAGUACUGCUUAUCUAGACAUAACUGGGAGGCCUGACCGACUACCAGUAAAUCUAUCCGGUAUAGGGAAAGGUCCCAGCGUCAUCUUCAACGUUACCAAAUUGGAUAUAGGUUCAAUUUUUCUGGAAGUAACUCACGAGUAUCAGGUUGUCAUAAAAAAUGACGGUUGUAUUCCGGCUACGGUAGUUUUUAAACCAACAGAUACAGAAUUUGGCGGAAAAAUUACAUGCUCACCUCAAUCUCAACAUCUGAACAAAAUUGACUCCUGCAGAUCGUUUAUUAUUAAAUUCUCUUCUCCAUAUCAAGGGCAAUUUGUCGAAAAAGUUGAAUUUGAGAUAAAGGAAUCUAAAGAAAUUAUUCAUUUUUUAUUAGUAGGUAACGUCGUAUGUCCAGUUUUAAGAACAAAUAUUUCAAGUCUUGAUUUUGGAGAGUUAUCUUAUGGAAAUAUACAAACCAUGGAAAUACAAUUAUAUAACGACUCUCAAGUUCCAAUAGAUUAUACCAUUACUAUAUCAAACAGAGCCUGCAGUCAAGACAAUAACUGCGAGUUUGAGAUUGAUCCACGGUCAGGAAUUGUAGAAGCCUAUGGCGUAAAAACUGUAAAGAUAAAGCUAACUGCUAAUUUACUAGACGAAAUUGGCGAAAGGAUGAUCGUAAUGAUGUACGGGUCCGAAAUGUAUCAGCUGGCAGUACCCAUGAAGUACAAAUGCGGGGUACCGAAAGUAACUACCGAUCCAAGUGAGAUUCUGAUCAAUUUCUGCUUCAUAAAUUACGAAUAUACCAGAAUAAUCAAAUUCAUAAAUGAUACUAACCUGUGUGGACAUCUGUUCUAUACACCUUUGUCGAAACCGAAAGGCAUGAAAGUUUCGCUUGACAAAACUGAUUUUGAAAUAUGUCCAGGUGAUAUAGUAGAAGUAAACUUAACAAUUUGUACAUACGUUCCUGGUUUACACGAAUAUCCUUUAAUGUUUACAAUGAAAGGUGAAGAGAUACCGAAAGAGAUGUGCAAAAUUAAAUGUAACGGUCAAGGGCCAGUAGUAUCGUAUAUUCCAGACGAAUUGAACUUUGGGAACGUAACUUUACUCACGACCAAAAUUAAGAAAUUAAAACUUUUAAAUGAUUCACCAAUUCCGGCUAUUAUAAAAAUAAAAAUACAGCCUCCAGGAGCGAUUAAAUUAUCUCAUUAUGAUUUUGUAAUACCACCAGAGGAUGAAAAAAUUAUUGAAUGUGAAAUGUAUUUAAAGGACAACGUAAAAAUUACAAGUCAGCUCCUACUCAAUAUUGAACAUGGUGAACAACUGUCGGUGAACAUCUUUGCUGAAGGAGUUGGAUACUCAAUUCUAUGCGAGCCGCUCUUACAACCCGAAUAUAGUUUUGGCGCUCAACUAACCCACAGAGUUGCUAAAAUUCUCAUUAAUUUAACAAAUCUUGGAAGAAAGUACUAUCGGUUAUUCUGGACUCAGAAACCAUUGGUAAAAACAUUUAAAGAACUGGAAGAUUUAGGAAAAUUAAUUGAUCAAAAAUCUGUGUUUGAGAUCAAGCCGAACUAUUUAGAACUAGCAUAUAAUCAAUCCAAUUUUAUAGAAAUUUCUUGUGUAUCAAAAAAGCCAGCAGUAGUGGGAGAGGUAUUUUAUUGUUAUGCACAACUUGACAAGACGGUCAGAGUACACACCGUUUUUACAGUUUUGUUACAAGUAAAAUUCGUAGAACCGUAUUUGAAAUUUACUACGAAAAGUCUAAACUUUAUAGAGAGGCACGUUCCUAAUAUUUCAGAGGAAUCACUAUGUUGCUUGACAUACAACGAAGAAGGCGACUUAAAUAUCGAUCAACCAAAUCUGGACCAUAAAUCUGUCAUGAUCAGUGAAGUAACUAUGACAAAUGAAUCCGAAAUCCCACUUCACUUACGUAUACACACUAGCUCAGAAUUUUUCAUAAUGGACGAAGAUGAACCUAUGAAAUGCGUAGAAUAUACUUUGGAUAUUGCUGAAAGUCUAAAUAUUGUUGUGUCUUUUCGACCCGUCGUAGAGAAUAAAGUUUAUAGGAAGCAUUGCGGUAAAUUAACAAUAAAUAUCGAAGAUUAUCCCAACCCCGAAAUUGUUUCACUUAUAGGAGAAGUAUGUUUUCCAACAAUUAAAUUCGAGCCACAGAAACUUGAUUUUGGUUGCAUACCAAUUGAUUCCACUGCAUAUCGGUACGUGGUUUUGGAAAAUAUUACCUUUUUACCGGUAGAUUUUACGUGGGAGAUAGAUAUGGAUAGUUUUCGAAUAACGAAGUUGGAGGAAACUGAAGCAGCAGCAGAAUCUAGUCCAUUUUUACCAAAGAAUAAGACUCCACCUAGUGCGGAAAAUCGGAAAACAAUAUUUAAUUCUGUUAAACCUACACCGGAUUCGGAGCAAAUUAAACCAGUUCAAAGCAAAAUUAUGAAAAUAUUUGUAGAAAACGCAAGUAAACAAGACACAUCAGUACACGUUCAAGCUAAAAAAAGUUUUGCAAGUCAGGAAUCCUCUAUACAACAUUCGUCUUACUCUCAGUUCGAUAAAGUUGAAGAAAGGGCGAAAAAUAUUUUACAAGAGGUAUUUUGUGACAAAUAUGAUAAGGAGAAAAUAGAGUUUUGGAAUGAAAAGAAAUAUAUGCCCGUAGCGGGAGAUUCUUUAAGCCUACGUGACAUUAUUACAAUAGAACCAUGGAAAGGAUGUUUGAGAGCCUAUGAACAUGGACUAAUUAGUAUAUAUUUUUCUCCCCCACCAAAUGUAAUUAUUAACUGCAUUUGCGUCUGCAAGAUUAAUGGAGGGGAAGAAUUAGAGUUUGAAAUUACUGGAUCUUGCUCACAUUUGAGUUUUAAGUUUAACAAAUCAUCUAUAUAUGUCGGAAACAGAUUAUUUUGUGAAAUACUGGAAGAAUCUCUCAUAUUAACCAACACUGGGCAUUACGAUUUUUGCUUUCAAGUUGACUGUGAUAGUCUGGAAAUUUUUCAAGACAAAAAGUUAAAAUCCAAAUGGCUGAACAUAUAUCCAGAUAAGGGCUACUUGGAAGCUGGAAAGGAGAUCCCUAUUACAAUUAGGUACUUUCCCGGGAUUGUAGGAAACAUAAAUGAAUUAAUAUUAUUUGAGAUGGACCAUUUAGAUACCGUAACAAUACCAAUGGUAGGCAGUGCCCUUUUCUCUCAAGUUGCUUUAAGCCUUCCUAGAUCUGAGAUGAACAAAUCGAAUCAAGAAAUAAAUUACACAGCAAUUGCACAAAUUACUGACCAAUACCUAAAAACAAUGAAGUCUAAUAGAGAAAGUUUAGUUAAGGAUGAAGAAGAUGAACACAAGUACAAAUUACUGGAAGAGAAGGGUUGGGUUGUUAUCAGAUAUGACGAUUCCUAUCCAUCUAAUGUUGAAAUAGAUUUGGCGAUAGAGAGGAUGUUUAUAAACGAUUAUCUUCGAAACAACUACAGCCGGCUUCGAUAUCACUCUGUCUCCAGAAAGUAUAAACUAAUUCCUGAUUUCAAAGUGCCACAUUACAAACUGGAUUUUGGUCAUGUUGUUGUUGAUAGACCAGUGUGUUUUACUGUUCUUAUUAUUAAUUACGGUCCAGAACCAACUACAGUCCACAAAAUGAAGUCAAACAUAUCAACUCUCUCAAAUAAUCAGAUGUUCGUCGAAUAUAAAAAUAAAGUACUAGGAGUAGGAGAAAUUGCUGAACUGUAUGUGGUAUUUAAACCAAGAAAAGAGUAUAAAAUUUUUGAUGAUCGGUAUGUCGAGGAUUAUCUAUUUCUGGGAGUAAAUCACGGUGCUAUGAUACCGAUCAUAAUCACUGCUACGAUAUCGUUGCCCAGAUUUAGAUUUCAUAAAAAGUGUUUGGAUUUUGGAGCAGUGAAGGUUGGAAAUGUCUUGAAGAAAUCGGUAAUAAUAGAGAAUCUUGGCUAUUUAACCUGUAAAUGGAAUGCAGAUGUUCAGAGUACAAAUACCAUGAAAAACGCGUUUUAUGUGAUUCCACAUCAGGGUGAAUUAAUCGAAAUGGACAAAGGACUGAUGAAUAUCUUUUUCAUGCCGACAAAAAAUGAAUGCUACAUAUCCGAGGUAGAAGUAUAUAUCGAAGGUACUGUAACGCGUUAUGUGCUUGAACUUAUCGGUCAUGGAAUGAUCCCAAAUUUGGCAUUGCAAGAAAAAAAUAUGGAGUUUGAGUCUUCUGUGCCUUAUGCUGAGCGCAUUGUAAAGACUUUAUUAAUUCAGAAUGUAUCAACGUUUCCAAUUGAGUAUGCCUUUUCUGAUUUUGACGAAACUUACGACAAAGAAAAAAUGUUGAUAGAACUUUUUAUGGAAUAUCACAACCUAAAAAUUUUAUUUAUCCCUGAACGGCUCCCUGGUACUCCACUGUUAAAUAUAUUUGAAAAUACCUAUAACACGUUACUUAAUGAACUAAAGAAAUCUGAUGUAAGUGAAAAAGACGUUGAUACCCAGAUUUUAGAAAAUAUGUCAAAAGGAGAAAUUGUGGGCAUAAUAAAAGACCGUAUCAAGGAGUGGACUCAUACAAUUGAUAAUAACACAACUGAUGUGCAAGAAUUUGAAAAUAAAUCUCUAGAGGGCCUUGGUAUUAUCACCACCAAUGUAUCGAAUACAGUUCCGGAAAUCAGGCAUGGAGUUAUUAUAGUAUUCCAUGGAUCGCCUAACACAGAAUAUUAUAAAGCUGCCAACGAAACUUCAAAAACGUUAGGUAUGACAAUGGUGAGCAUCGACCAACUAAUUUUUGAAGAGUUAUUGCACAAUAAAUCCGAAUACGCUUUUGAAAUCAAUAAGAAAAUCAAUGAUAUGAUUGACAAGUAUGUUGUACCAGAAAGUGAACCAUUAGACGACGAGUAUGACGAGUUAGUUAAAAAAGUUGAGGCAUUAUUGGAUGGGAAAAAAAUCGGGAAAAAAGGUAAGGAUAAGAUGGGAAAGAAGAAGGGAAAUAAAAAUGAGCGUUCAAAAUCUGCGGAUGACGUAAAAAGUAAAGAAAGUAAUAAAUCAAAUGGAGAGAAGGCAAGCACCAAAGCAAGUAAAAGCUCGAAAUCUACCAACAAGAGCGGAAAAAAAGGACAUGGGAAUUCAGGUUCAACGUUUUUGGACAUUCAUCCACAAACAUUUGCAAAUAUACUAAAAGUAAAAUUAGAAAAAAUGAAACCAAUGAUAGUUAUUGAAAGCUUGAACAGUAUUUUUCUUCCCAAUCCUCUUCUGGCCAUGGAAGUUCUUUUACAUGGGAUUGGAAAUCUAAAAUGUAUUAUAUUUGUUUUCCUCUCCCUCACAUUGGAAAAUUAUAUAAACAAUGAAACGGAGAUAAGGUACAAAAAGCAUCUAGAAGAAACGAUGUCACGAGAAAAAGGCAAAAAACAUGUAGAUGCAAAACAUAGUAGAGAAAGAUCUAGACCAGAUAGUAGUAAAAGUAGAAUUAACAAAGUUGGUAAACAUAGAAAAGUAAAAAGUGCUGAUAAUAUCCAUGACAAAGCUGCAGGUGACAACGAAGGAUCACCAGAGAAAAAAAUAAAACCAGGUUCUGCAAUUUCAAAGGAGAAACUAGUAGAUAUUUCGGCGCCGGCAAUUUCAAGACGAAUUGCAAAGGAAAUACCCAAAUAUCUUGAAAGAGAGUUUGCCCUGUCUAAUACUUUACUUUUGGAUAUGUGCGAAUUUGCUGAACAUUGGGAUAGACAACAUGGAGUAAUACUAAAGGCGCCUUUGAUAAAUUCUGUUAAAAAUGACAAGAAACAUAAAAAUUCUAAAAAUUCAAAGAAAGGGAGUCUGCUGCUAAAUUUUACCCCGACGGUAACAGCACUGGAUUUACAAGGAUCAGGAAUACCUAUUUUAAUUAUCAACAAUGCUGGACCGCACAGAUAUCAAAAAAAUAUACCCAUAGUGAUACAGAACUUAUUAAAGAAAACAUAUGAAUUAAAAUCUGCGUUGGAAUUAGUAAACGCCACUUCUUCUGUUUCGAUCAAAGAGUCGAGUAUAAUGUAUUCCGUAUUAAAAAAUGUAAAACGAUUCAAACAAACUCAUUCAGAUCUUUUUAAAAUCGAAUAUUUACCUACGUCAUUAAUAGAAUCAUCUUCAACAGGAAAAUAUUCAGAUAUGCUUCUUCAGACAAGUAGUCUAGUUGCACCAAUAAAAAGUAAACACAAAAGAAAGAAAGGCAGCAUUUCUAAAACCGAAAGAUAUGGAGAAACGUCGGUUUCGAGAUUAAAAGUAACCGAAUCAUCAUUAACUACUUCUCGAGUAGUUUACCCAGGCGAAAUAGUCAAAUACGAAGUUUCGUUUAUGCCCAAAUAUUUUGGGGAGUUUGAGCAUAAAUACAGAAUAGAAAUCAUGGGAUACCCUAAAUCCCUAUUUGUUAAAUGUCAUGCAAUCUGCGAAUUACCCUGCGUAGAUUAUAGUCCAGAAACGAUGUUUGAAAAAUGCACGAGCAAUCUAAAUGAGAAAAACGUAAAUGAUAAUUUUGUCUACUCUCGUCAAGACAUGGUUUUUGAUUUUGGACCGAUUCUUCAAACUUCGCCAAAGACGCCUUCUUACGAAGCCGAUAUGUCCCUUAAAAAUACUUCACAUAUGAUAUGCAAGAUCAACGUUGAGGUAGACGACAACUCACCCUUUCAAGUUACAACCUUAUCCAAUGAAGUUCCACCGGACAAAUCAGCAGAAGUGAAAUUGACCUGUAAAGGAGGCAACAAGGGAGCUGUUGAAGGAUUAGCCUAUAUAACUAUCUCUAAAAAUCCAGUGGUGUUUACUUUACCUCUAACAGCACGGGUAUGUCCUUUGGAAUUUAACGUAAACCCCAAAUCGCUGAUUUUCGAAAAAGUUCCAUUAAAUUAUUCCGUUAAGAAAAUAAUAAAACUUACAAACUCGUCGCCCAUAAACUUAAAAUGGACCUUGCAAUAUUCAGCGCAGCUGAAGAAUAUCUACAAGUUGUCAAAGGACGAAGGAAUAAUAAAAUUCUAUUCAAUCGAUAAAUUUGAAGUUGAAUAUUGUCCUACCGUUGAAGAAGUGAAUUCUAAAGGAAUCUUAAAUUUAAAUGUUUACGAUUUAAAUUGUUCGGACACCGUCCCUUUUCUAACUGAGAGCAUAUCGUUACAGUCUGAUUCUGUCGAAUAUAUUUUGCAUUACAACGAGCACAUUGUUUUGGGAGAAAUAAAGGGCAAAAUAGAGUAUAAAAUUCCUUUACACUUGACAAAUAGUAGCAAAACGUUUGUAAAAUUAGAAGUUGAUAAAAUAAAUCAUCCGACCGAAAAAGAAUUAGAAAAAAUUAGCUCCUUUUUCAAGCUAAGUGCUGAGUCAGAAACACUACUACCUCAAAAAUCCUCAGCAUUACAAUUCAUCUUCCAUCCUAUUGAAGAAUUUGUAUUAGAAGACGUUCCAUUGUAUACUUGUAAAUUUUUGGAUCUUAAUCAACCGGAUGCUGUCUUUAAACAUUUUGAUAUAAGAUUUUCAGUCGUCGUUCAACUCUCAAGAUUCUCUUUAUACCCAGAAAAAGAUAUAUACUUUGGAAUCAUAGAUCUUACCCAUGAUAGAAUUCAGGUAUUAAAAAUAUCAAAUAUUGGAAAAUGCCCUUUUCAGUACGAAAUUUCGUCUAGUAAGCCAGGAACAAUUUCAAGCAGAAAAAAACCUAGAUCGGGAAGUGGUUUACAAAACUCAGCCAGAUCGGGAAAGAGCAGUAACAGAAGUGAUAAAACAAACAACACUAAAAAAUCGAAGGAAUCAAAAGAAACUAAGCUUUCUAGAAAAUCUAACGAUUCCAGAAAGUCAAGAGUUUCCCAGAGUGCAAGAGCCAGAGAAACUGUCCUAAACGUGGGAGAAUUUACCAUCAUUUCAUCAACUGGGUCAGUAGAACCUGGAGCAACCGCGGAAGUCACAGUAACCUAUAAACCCAUUUAUGCAGGACUCCACGAAGAAGUAAUAUAUGUUACAGUUUCCGAACCAGCAAAAGGUUUUCACAAAGAAAAGAUUAUUACCUUACAUGCUGAGGGUGCGGAACCGAGAUUAAUAUUUGAUGAUUACCAAAAAAUGUUUAAAGAAAUUUAUAUAGUUCAAAAUGUUGGAGACCUUCAAACCGCAUCAAAUAUUGGUACAUACAGUUAUUACAAUAUAAGUAAAAAUUCGUUAAACUUCGAUAAUGUAUGUGUCAAUACGGUCCAGACAGCGAAAAUAUAUCUCCAUAAUAUCGGGAAAGUUGCUGCACAAACUACCUUUAAAGUCCCAGACACCAAAUAUUUUGGAGUUAGUCCACUGCUUGCAAGAAUUGAAGCUCAUAGUGUAUUUCCUGUGACUGUUACUUUUAAGCCAGAUUCAAUAAACAUCUUUGAAGGUAAAUUGGAAAUCAGAUAUAAUGGUCGCAACACGAAUGUCUUUGUUUUGGGUCUAUCUGGAAGAAGUUGUAUUCCCCAGGUUCAAAUAACUAAUAUUGAAGCAGAAGAUCAUACCCAUAAAAUUAUAUUUCCUCCUACAUAUCCUCAAGAAUGGGAGUUCAAAAAUGUUGUCAUAAAAAAUACAGGAAUGAUUCCGUGUACAAUUAUUAUUAGUUUAGGUAGCGAAAAUAAUGACUCUCCUUUUUUUAUAAUGCACAGUGAACGGCUACCAGAUCUGAGUACUCCUGGAAUUGACAAAGAAUUAAGCAUCUCUUCUGUGAAUAUCAGUUUGUGUCCGUCAGAAAGUACCAAUAUAUUUGUAUUUUUUAAAUCUAAAUCACCAAUUAUGGCUGAAGGAGAAGUUAAAAUAUUUAUUGUGAAUAAUCCAUACGAAACAAAAAGGCUGGAACUGUAUGGUCAAUGUUAUGAAGGAGAAAUAACCGUCCAUGAUCUACCUGCUUCUAAUCCAUCAGUAUGGAAUAUUAGCCAAAACGAAAUCAUCUAUCACUUAGACUUUGGAUACUCACCAUUAAGGAUAAUUAAUAAAAAAUACUUUUCAAUUAAAAAUCAUUCAAAAACAAGUACUUUUCGAUUCAACUUCAGAAGCGAUGUUCCAAAUCUAGUUUUUCUGCCCAGUAUAGGACAUUUAAAGCCAACAUCUAGAAAAGAAAUUCUGGCGAUGAUAUCAUCGGAGGAACCAAACACUUUACAUAAGAUACCCAUACAAAUGGAUUGUGCAUCAAUUAGUUUCGUUGAACCCAGUGAAAAUGACAUGGGCUGGGAUAACAGACAAAGUACUUUUUCUUAUGUUGGUACUAUCGAUAAACUAUCUACCACUGUUGGUAUUAACGAUAAAAUAUCUACCAAUGUUGGUAUAACCGAUAAAAUAUCUACCAAUAAUGUUGGUACUAACGAUAAACUAUCUCGUGUUGGUAUUAACAAUGAACUAUCUCUCAAUGAGUCCGAAUUAAUUGAUGACAAUGAUAAAAGUUGUCUGGAAGCCGCCAUUGAAUCUUUUACGCAGAAAUAUAUUGGAGAAAACAUGGAAGUCCUAAAGGAACAAAUUAAAACUGCACUAGAGGCUAAAGAACCAAAUAUAAUUAUAAACUCGGACCAGUUACUUUUUGUCAAUUUUUUAGUUUCACUCACUAGUGAUUUUGCUUCAUAUUCUUGUGAUACAAAAGAAUUGGUAUUUCCUGAUACAUAUGUUAAUAAUAAAAGUAACCUUUCGUUGGAAGUCUUUAAUUGUGGUCUAGUUCCUUUAAACUUGGAAUGGACUUUAAUGGAAUCUGUGGAUGAACCAAAAAAUAAUAGGACCGUUGCGGAGAAUGGAGUUGCUUUGGAAAGUACUCAGGAUAGUUCUUUUGAGCAAGAAUUGCGUAUGAAGCCUUUUGUUAAACAAAACUACGAUCAACCCUUCCAAAUCAUUCCUCGAAACACCGAGAUUCAGCCAUCUAUCUCUACAGUAUUUCAAAUAAUUUUUAAUCCAGCAGUGGCUUCCCAAUAUUUUUAUAAACUAAAAUCCAAAAUCAGCUCCUUGCAUCCAGAUCUAAAAAAUAUGGAAUUUUCUGUUACCGGCCAAAGUUUGUUGCCCGACUAUUACUUUGAAUUGGAAGAUAACGAUUAUAGCAGACAUGAAACCGCUGGUAAGUGUUCGAAGAUGAACGGAGAGAACCUGGAGGUUAUUGAGAUUCAUGUUACUGGAAUAGGUGAAACCAAAUCAAAAUCAUUUAUACUUGUUAAUACCAGUGGAGAUAACCUUAGUUAUAAAUUGGAACCGAUUAGAGAAAUAAACACAUUAUCUUACUUCCAUUGUCCUACAAGUUGUGGAAUUAUAGAAAACGAUAAAAAGUGCCAACUUUCAUUUUGUUUUACUCCUCAACAAAUUGGUACUUUUGAAGAGGAAUAUUUGUUUAAUGUUCAAGAAAAAGAAUCAGAAACUUAUUUUUUGGUUGUUGGAAAAUGUACAAAUCCUAAAGUCUACUUUAACACUGCCCAUCUUUGUCUGAAGCCCACAUUGUUGUCAGUUCCAUGUGACGAUAAGGUAUAUUUAAGAAACGAUGAGGAAGAUGAAUUAUGGUUUAAAAUUAUCAAAAAUAGUUUAGUGUCCCAAGAUUGUCUUCAGAAACUUAAAGUUUUUCCUACAAGUGGAUCAAUAAUUCCUAAUACCGACCUAGAAAUGCAAAUUACUUACAAUGCCGAACAAGUUGGAGAGCCAACAUUCUACAUUCAAUGUGAAGUCCAGAAAAUGACAAAACCUCUAACGCUGACUAUAUCUGCCACAUGCCAACCAAUAGAAUGUAAAGUACACUAUCUUAAUAGAGCUGGAGAAGAAAUAUUGCUAGACCCCAAUACUGAAAAUAUUAUUGAUUUAGGAAAGGUUGGCAUAAAAGCCAAGACCAUUCUCCCUUUUUCCAUAGUCAACGAUGGCAUUACAGGUUUCUUUUACAAUUGGAUUGUAAAAAAUAGUAACACUGAAUGUUUAGUCACCGUUACUGCCAAAACAGAUAAGGAAUUUGUUACCGGUGGUACAACAGUUAAGACGGAAUUGUUCAUAAAAACUGGUAAAAAAUAUAAGCUCAACAAUUUUCCAAUAAAGUUAAUGAUUCCAUAUGGUCCAACCUAUAACAUAAAACUUAGUUUAUCAGCAGAAUUCGCCGUGUGCUCUUUUUCUUUUUCAAAUUAUGAUUUUGGUAAUUGCGUUGUCCAGCCAGGAUUAAGGCAAUAUUACGAAGUGCAGUUGGAGGUAAAAAAUCGGGAACCGCAACCAGUAAAAUUAGAAAAUCUUUUCCCAGAAAACGAGAAUCUAACAGUAGACUUUAAACAAAUCAAAAUCGCACCUAAUUGCGUGAAGAAAAUCCCAAUAUACUUUCACCCAAGGUCAGAAGGUUUACACGAAUUUAAAGUGCCAAUUAGUUUAAAGUGUAUGAGAAGAGUGAUUAAGAUUACGGGCUAUGGGGUGAAAGUGAACAUGCAACUAUUAAAACCACAAGAUGCGUUUAUCGAUAUAGGAAAAACAAAACUGGGAGAAACUAGCACGUAUAGCAUGUUCGUUAUCAACAAAACACCAUGUCAAGUUGAGGCCAAGAUUAUAUUAUCGGAUGAAGAUUUACCAGCAAUCGAUGUCGGUCCAGUGGAACUCAUGAGACCCGAAAUUGUAGUACCUGAUGUACCACCACCUACGGAGAGAGAGAACAAGAAGAAAGGGACGACUUCUACGCUUUCUUUAAAAAACAGAAGUAAAAAAGAUAUCAACAAAAAAGCAAACAAAUCUCUUAAGAAAGAUGACAGGGCUCCUAGUGAAUACUUACCUUUAACUCCUAAACCUACACCUUGGAAUGCGUACGAGAAUUUUCAUAUUUAUCCUUCAAAACCAGUAAAGAUAGAUUCUAAUAAGAAGUACGAAUUUAUUGUAGAGUUUAAACCACUUGACCGAAACGAAAAUUAUUCAACCAAGAUAUACUACAAAAUAUUUGAUUACAUUGGUCUACUGAGUUCAAUAAAGGGAAAGUGUGUAGUACCCGAGUUUUCAUUGGAUCAAAACCUAUUAACAUUUUGCAACGUUUUGGUUGGACAUGAAAGAACUAACACUUUAUUGUUAAACAAUACUGGAGACUUUGGAAUUAAGUUUAAAUGGGAUCAUGAAGGAUUGACAAAUUUUAAAAUAAUUCCUACAGAAGGCUAUUUGGCAGCAAGUAGUAAACUGCAAAUUAUGUUUACUUUUAAGUGUGACAGCGUGGGUCAGAUUAUUAGAAAGUGUAAGUGUUUAGUAGACAAUAAACAUGUUCUGAAACUUUCGUUAGUAGCUAAUACAAUAGAUCUACCUGAACCCAUAGAUACCAUCCAGUUUUUUUGUCCAGUUCGAGAAAAAUGUACCCAAAAUGUUUCUCUCACAAACUCGAAUAAGGUACAUUGGCGUAUUAAACCUACAGUUUCAAACAGCAUCUUCGCAGUUCCUGCAGAAAUAUUGCUAGAACCAAAUUCAACAGCAUCGAUCCCAGUUGAUUAUUCUCCUAGACGUAUGACAACUUUGGAUAGCAAUGAUACAGGUCUUCUAAUAUUACCCCUAGACGACAAAGAAAUAAUUUACUCUUUAGUUGGAACAGCCGUAGCACCUUUGCCGGAGAAAAAAAUAUGGAUUGAGAUCAGAGCCAAGUAUAGUCAUUCCCAAAUAUUACAAAUAAGAAAUUGGACGAACAACAAAAUCUGUUGCCAAGUGGAAACGGUUUUGAAGAGCAUACCAACGCUGAAGACUUUGUACAAAGUGUCUGGACUAGAAACUGUUGAUAUUAGGCCAAAUGAAGUUAAGGGUUAUGAAUGGAAUGUUUAUAUUAUCAAUGAAGAAGUUUUAGAUUUUAAUGUAAUUUUUAAAGAUCAAGAUACUGAAGAAUAUUUAUUUUAUGAAAUAACCGUAAAAGUACUUCCACCAGUACAGAAACCGACUAAAGAACUGGAAACAUGCGUGCGACACGCUAUCAAAACCAGCAUUAAACUAGAAAACCCCAUAAAUUUACCAGUCGUCUUUACUUUGAAUGGAGGAUCAACAGAGUUGCAUUUUGACAGGCUCUUUAAUAUGCAACCUUAUACAAAGGUUGAUUUAGAAAUUUUAUAUCUUCCAAUCAAACCUGGUGUCAGUACGCCCGUUAUAGAAGCGAGUUGCAAUGAAUUGGGCUCAAUUAGUUAUCCCUUUAAACUCAUAGCAAGGCCACCACCAAGAGAAAAACCCGUAAAAUUUGUUGCCGAGCUUGGCUUUGGAUGUUUCGAGAAGGCUGUGAUUCAAAAUACGUUUUCCUCUUCCUUGGAAUUAAAUGCAACGUUUGCACAUGCUGAAUUUUCAAUGGAAAAAACCACUACAAUUUUACCAGGAGAAAUUGGUACCAUUCGAAUUAAAUUUGAACCUAGCAGUUUGGGUCUAGUUGAAAGUGAACUUACUUUAACUUCUUCUGUUUCUGGAGCUUAUAUAUUUCCUUUAUUUGGGAAAUGCAUUCCGCCCACCCCAAAAGGACCUUUUACAAUAAAAAGAGGGACACCUACGCCCAUAAGUUUUUUCAACCCUUUUACUUAUGCAGAAACUUUUUAUUAUGACAUUGAUAAUAAAAUGUUUCAAGCAAAAUUGGAAUCAGAAGAAGUUAAAGGAAGGCAGUCAACAAAAAUUAUGGUUACUCACCCUAAGAGUGGCUUGGAUGUGGCUUAUCCCAUCACAGGGAAAUUGACUGUUACUCGCAAGAAUACAGAAGACGACAAACAAAAAGAGACUGUCAAGUGGUCUUUUUAUCUCCAAACUGACAAGUAAAGAAAUCUUCAAUACAAUCUUUUUGUAAUAAUAUUGACAGUCUGAGGACUUAUAUACUGUAUAUUUUUUUGUUAUAUUAUCAUAAAAUGUUUAUUUUUAAUAAAACGUAUACCUACAUA
Diabrotica virgifera virgifera (western corn rootworm) is the source of this 15032-nucleotide messenger RNA. RefSeq names its product hydrocephalus-inducing protein-like. NCBI's taxonomy places the organism in Eukaryota, Metazoa, Arthropoda, Insecta, Coleoptera, Chrysomelidae. Gene Ontology annotation, biological process: axonemal central apparatus assembly; cilium movement. The transcript is spliced from 72 exons. The record is from RefSeq and is a predicted model, not a curated record. Bases 49 to 14913 code for a protein of 4954 amino acids. Gene Ontology annotation, cellular component: axoneme.